This is a messenger RNA of Olea europaea var. sylvestris, 2694 nucleotides long. Its product is annotated as protein SET DOMAIN GROUP 41-like. NCBI's taxonomy places the organism in Eukaryota, Viridiplantae, Streptophyta, Magnoliopsida, Lamiales, Oleaceae. The record is from RefSeq and is a predicted model, not a curated record. Gene Ontology annotation, molecular function: protein binding. The coding region runs from base 771 to 1883 and encodes 370 amino acids. The transcript is spliced from 2 exons.
GGUUCUCCAUCAUAGAUAUUCUUUUGUAUAUAGCAUUCCAAUUGAACCCAGCCUCUAAUCAUAGGCAACCGUUCCAUAUACUGGAUUUUUAUGAGCUUUAGUAGUGAAAACAACAGCUUGUUUAAGAGGAAAAGUUGAAUUCUGAAGAAACCCAGAUGGAAAUGAGUUUGAAUGGCCAUGAUUUUGGUGGCUGUGAAGGUGAAGAAGGGUUUUGAGGUUGUGCGUUGGAGUAACAUUGUUGGGGGAUUGUACUGUAGGGUUCUGGAUGAGCGAGUGUAAGUGAAAUUUUCGCUUUGUGGAAAUUGAAAUUGCCCGGACGUUGUUGAAAUUUUCACUCGGCGCAAUCGAAAUCACUGCCGGUGAAGAUGCAGAUGGAAAUUUUGGGGCAAAAUCUAUGGGUUCGCCUUAGGGUUUGUGGCUCCAUUUUGGGGGGAUUUCAUUUAACUGCACAGAAUCGAAGUUUCUAUCAAUUGUGAGGAAGAAGGUGCAUUUUAAUUUCUUAUUUAUGGGAAAGACGUGUUUGGUAAUUGCUGACUUGACUGUGAGUUGGCACUUCACUUAACAUUUUGAUCGAUUUAACUGGCGACGCCAUUUUUACUUCAUCCACGUAGGUGGAUCUACUAACUGAUUCCAUCCGGUGAGUGAUGGAAUGGGACCAAGCAAAGUUCAGUGGCUAAUGGUAUGGUUGAUGAAUUUCGGCGAUUAAGCUAUGAUAUGGUGCAAAAGUUUAGUGGCUAUUGAAACAUUUAACUCACUUUCUUAGCCUGAAUAUGGAGAGACAAGCAAGUGAAGAUAUACCAAUAGGCAAAGACCUUGUGCCACCUCUUCUGCCCCUAGCGGCCGCCCUCCACAAUUCAACCCUCCCCACCCACUGCGCCGCCUGUUUCUCCCCUCUGCCACCCCAACCAUUUGAACUUUUUACCCCACCGGUCUCCCAAAUUUCCCACCAUGUCCCGGAUGGCACUCCCACUCUUCUCUACUGUUCGCCACAAUGCUCUUCCCUUGAUUCUUCGCUCCACUUCUCCUCCGCAGAAGGGCAGCUGCUUUCCCAUCUCCACGAAAAGCCUUCCUCUGAGUUGCCAGAAUCCUCUGAUCUCCGCCUCUCCCUUCGCCUUCUUUACAAAUUUGAACAAGAGAAGGAUUUGCGAACAUUGUCAGGCUUAGAGAACAAUGAUAACCAUUGCCUGUUUCAAGAAACUGAUAAUAAAGAAGGUCCAGAUGAGUAUCUUGAGAUAAAAGAACAGCCUAACGUGGAUAUGGAAAAUUGGAAUCAAGAUAAUGGAGUUUGGGAGAGAAUUGCCGGUCUGAUGACCAACCGUGAAAGGUUGAUAUUUCAAGAAGAUAAGAAUGACCAUUUACAAGAAACUGGAAAUAGGGAGGACCUAGAUGAAAACGUGAAGAAUUCCAGUGAGAAGGACCCCUUUUUGAAGUGGAUAAGGAAUGGAGCAAAGCUGAUGGCAAUGGCUAGGAGGAUGCAAGGCGGUGACAUUAAUGUAAAUGUAGUGGCACCAGAGGAGUAUGUGGUGGAGGAGAUGGUUUUGUGUUUGGUGUUAACAAACGCUGUGGAGGUGCUAGACAAGAGUGGGUGCAAUGUAGGAGUUGCUGUUUAUGGAACCGUGUUUUCUUGGUUUAAUCAUAGUUGUUCUCCCAAUGCUUGGUACCGGUUUUUGACGGGGUCAGAGCAUACAGAUGACUUGGAGUCAAGGAUUUCUCUGUCUACGAUGGAAAAUGGAAAUGAGAUAUUAAUAGAAGGAAAAAAGGCAUAUGGCCCAAGAAUAAUAGUUAGGAGUAUUAAAGCUAUUAAAGAAGGAGAGGGCGUGACAAUUGCAUACACGGAUGUGUUUCAGCCUAAGGUUGGAUACAUAUUUAAGUAUAUCAUUUAACAAGCUACUUGUUUUUUGUAUUUUUAAUUUGUUUUUUUUCCCAAAUCUAUCACCCUACCACCACCACCCACCCCAACCUCCAAAAGUCCAUUUUCUAUUAUACAGUGGAGCAUCCAAAGUUUUGUGUGUGGAGAUUGCCAUGUUUGUUCAUCAAUAGUAGUGCAGAUUUUAAAAACCAAAAACAUGAUGUGAAUUAAUUUCACAAUCAUACAGGUAUCUAAGAAAUCAUUGAAGUUAAAUUACUAACAUAUGUUCACAUUAAUUGAAUUUUGGGUUAUGAAGAUUCUGAAUCCUCUUAUCAUUUCUCAGCUUUCUUAAACAUAGAGUGAUAUGACUUAUGAGCGACUCAAGGAUGAACAUCCUAACUGUCCAUAUUUUGGUAUCAUAGUUAAACACCUCUUCAAUAGCCCAUAUGGAGAUAAUGAAAAUUUUCUUGUUGAGGACAGUGUUCUUUUGUCUUUUCAAGAAGAAUUAAUUUGUGUAUUUGUUGUACUUAGAGGAUAUUUUUUAGGAUGUGAAUUUCAUGUCAGAGGUGUUGCUCUAGAGAUUUUACUAGCCACUAGAGAUAAUAGUCCCAUAGGGAGAUAGGUUUCAUUACCAUGCCUUGAAAAGGGAUGUUGCUUGUAUUGUUUCCCAAAAUAUAAUAUUUGUCAAUUAGGUAAGGCUAAGAAACAUUAUAUUGGUUUAUAUGCUCCUCUUCUUAGUCCACAUACCCCUUGGCUUGAUUCAGGGUGCUUAAAUUGUUGUCAUGAUCUUGUUUUGGUUGUUGUCUAUUGAUUUUCUCAGAAAUGACUUAUGUGUUCAUUGUUUG